CGCCUCUCAAGCUGCAGCUGGGCAGCACUCGGAGUCAGACACUCACGUAAAGGAAACUUUCAGUGGGAAAGCAGUGUGAAGUACAAGGUAUCCUCAGUUCUUGGAGGUGCAUUGUAAAUUGGCUCAGCAUGUGUCGAUUUGGUUGCUAGUUCAUCAAUUUUAUGGCGUCUCCAACAAGCCCGUUGGCGCUGUUUAUUUCAAAGUGCAGCACUUUAUGAUUCCCGGCCGAAGGAAGCAAAACGAUCUUACACCAUGCUGGAGUCAUAUGUCACCCCACUUUUGAUGAGCUAUGUGAACCGUUAUAUCAAAAAUCUGAAGCCAUCUGACUUGCAGUUGUCCCUGUGGGGUGGAGACGUGGUUCUAAGCAAACUUGAACUAAAGCUGGAUGUCCUGGAACAGGAACUGAAAUUGCCUUUUAAUUUCCUAAGUGGACAUAUUCAUGAAUUACGUAUCCAUGUUCCAUGGACAAAACUUGGUUCAGAGCCAGUGGUCAUUACUAUCAACACUAUGGAGUGUAUCCUAAAGCUAAAGGAUGGAGAGCAGGAUGAUCAUGAAAGCUGUGCCUCCAGCUCAACCAACCGCAGCACUACAGAGAGUGUUAAAUUAAUGGCCAAGCCACGACGUGUCCAACAGGCACACCCCGUUGACCCUGAUUUACCACCAGGCUAUGUGCAGAGCCUUAUACGUCGUGUUAUAAACAACGUUAACAUUGUAGUAAACAACCUGAUUUUAAAAUAUGUGGAAGAUGAUAUUGUUCUCUCUGUCAACAUAACAUCAGCAGAAUGCUAUACAGUUGAUGAAUUUUGGGAUCGGGCUUUCAUGGACAUCUCAGCUCCUGAUCUCGUCCUUAGGAAAGUCAUUAAUUUUUCUGAUUGCACUGUUUGCCUGGAUAAGAGGAACGCCAGUGGGAAAAUUGAGUUCUACCAAGAUCCACUCUUGUAUAAGUGCUCUUUUAGAACUCGCAUGCACUUCAGUUAUGAUAACAUCAACUCCAAGAUACCAUCUGUCAUUAAAGUUCAGACUCUUGUUGAAAGUCUUAAGCUGUCAAUUACAGAUCAGCAGCUGCCUAUGUUUAUUCGGAUAAUGCAACUAGCGAUUGCCCUGUAUUAUGGAGAAAUAGGUGGCCACAAAGAAGGAGAAGCUCAGGACAUGGGCACCCAUACCAAAGAAACAGUCAUUAAUAUCUCAGGGGAUGAAAGUGAAGCUACUUCUCCAGCUCAGCCUGGUGUACAGUUUCAAAACCCAGAGAUAUACUUACAGCAGGGAGAAGAUGAUCAGCAGGGCUGGAUGUCAUGGGCAUGGUCAUUUGUCCCUGCUAUCGUUGGUACAGGAGAAGAAAAUGAAGACAAGGAAUUUUAUGAUGAGACAGAUAUUGGGCUACAACAGCGUUUUCAGAGAUCUCUGAUCCAGAAGGAUCCCAUUGUAUCAGUUGGGUUUUAUUGCACUAAAGCUUCCAUCACAUUUAAGCUCACAGAAAUGCAAACUGAAAGCAGUUAUUAUAGUCCUCAGAAAGUGAAAUCCAAAGAAGUCCUCUGUAUGGAGCAAGAGGGGAUGGCAGUGGAGGUUCUUAUGAUGGGUGAAAAAUUUUUUGACUGUCAGUUUGGUUUUGUGGGUUGUCAGGCCUUAUGCCUUAAGGGAAUUAUUGGAGUUAAAGACUUUGAAGAAAAUAUGAACCGAUGUGAAACUGAUGCUGUUUUCUUCAAAUGUGGUGAAAACCUGAACAUUAAAGGAAUGACUUACCUCACCAAUUCCUUAUUUGAUUAUCGGAGUCCAGAAAACAAUGCAAUUCGUGCAGAGUUUAUAUUGGAUGGAACACAUCAUAAGGAAACUUACACAGAGAUAGCAGGUAUGCAGCGUUUUGGAGCUUUCUACAUGGAUUACCUGUACACAAUGGAAAAUAGCAGUGGCAAAGGUCUUGGGGUCCAGCCGGAGUAUUCUUUAAUUAACAAAGAUGAUGAUCAAUCUGUUAUCCAAGAGACGUCUGUCAAGCGACUUGUUGUUGGACUUAUGGAUCUCCGUCUUGAUAGCAGUGCUGUCCACAGAAUAUUAAAAAUGGUAGCCUGCGGUCUGGAACAUGAAUAUGAACCAUACAGUAGAGCAAAGUCAGAUACUGUGGAUGAAAACAGGAUACUACCAAGUGUUGAAGAUGUGGCUGCCCUGGAGGAGUUCAUUCCAUCUCGGCUUACUUCUGUCACAAUUUUGAAAAUGUCCAUUACUAUUCCAGUGGCCGAGUUCAACUUGCUUGAUUGCCUCUUACCUGUAAUUAUGGGCGAGAAGAAAUCUUCACCUCCUGUUAAUGCUUCUCCUUUCCAACCCUUACGACCUUUGCCUGCCCUGCAAAUACAGGUUGACAAGGUCAACGUGGAGCAUUCAGUGCCAAUGUAUGGAGACGAUCUUGUCAGUACUGUCAGCAGCCUUAGCCAGCCAUCUGACAAUCUUCUUCAUCACUGUUAUGCACACUGUUACCUUAAGGUAUUUGGUUUCCAGGCUGGCAUAACUUCUUUGGAUAGUGUGGGGUCAUUUCUUCCAUUAGCUGUAGUGGUUCCAUCUUUCAGCACUGCUCUUUAUGGGAAACUGUUAAGACUGCCAAUGUACUGGGCUAAGAGGCCUUUUGUUCCCAUUACAGAAUACAUUUUUGAACUCCCAUACUUUACAAUACAGGCCACCAGGGCUCAGACACUUCUAUUGCAAGCAAUUUGCCAGAGUUGGACUCAUAAUGUGGGUAGUGGGACACCUCCAGGAAUAAAUGAAGCUUUGCUAAGUGAAGUUUAUAAAGCACCAGGUGUGAAAUCUCAGAAUCUACUGCCAACUCUCGAGGGUUCCAUCCAGAACGUGGAAUUGAAGUACUGCAGCAAAUCUUUGGUAAAAUGUGCAUCUGGGACUGUGGGAUCAAUAAAAGUAUGUGCCAAAGCCCCAGGAACAAGUGAAAGUGUGAAGGAAAAAUUAAUUCCUAUAAUCCAAGGUCCUUCUGAUACUAAAGACCUGUAUAUGAGCAAGUGGCUUAAUGAAAGCAGAAAACCUGAAUCUCUUCUUGCUCCAGACUUAAUUGCCUUCACUGUACAAGUCCCACAGCAGAUGGAAGACUGUCAUAAUUCAGGUGCUGUGUUGCUAGCUAGCAUUCAGGGAUUCUCAAUCAAUGUGGACCCAGUCUUCUACAUGUGGUUGCUUCACCAGCCCCAGAGGAACAGCAGCAGACACACUACACAGCCUUCUGCAACAGCUCCUCUUGCAGUACCCAUCAGCAAGAAAAAAGAGGAUGAAGCCUCUGUUGGAAGUACACCAUUAGCAAAACAGCUGUCAAAUCAGGCCUCCGAAUAUGCCAGCAGCCCUGUAAAAACUAAAACAGCAACAGAAUCACGUCCAUUGUCAGUUCCAAUGAAAGUCAUUCAGAAUACACCAGAGAUUUAUGUGAGCCCUGAAGAAAAAAUGAAGGAGUUGAUUGGCGUGCUGUGGAAUGCUGUUAAAAGACUUACUUUGCAGCUUGAAGUGCAGUCCUGCUGUAUUUUCCUGCCAAGCGACACUCUGCCUUCUCCUAGCACCAUUGUGUCAGGGGAUAUUCCUGGGACUGUUCGCAGCUGGUACCAUAACCAGUCAAGAAUGCCAGCCACACUUGUCUUGUGCCUUCCCCAAAUAAAAGUUAUGAGUGCAGGACACAAGCACAUGGAACCACUGCAGGAGAUACCCUUUGUUGCAUCUCGACCUGUUCUUGAAGAAGGAGAUGCUUUCCCAUGGACCAUAAGCCUCAGUCAGUUCAGUGUGUAUACACUUCUUGGCCAACAGAAGUCAUUCAGCCUUUUGGAGCCUGUAGGCUGCACUUCAACUCUGGCGGUCACAUCACAUAAACUGCAGGCCCCAGGCACUGAAUGCAGACAUUCAUUUGUUGUGUGUCUGCAUGUGGACCUGGAAUCACUUGAGAUUAAAUGCUCAAACCCUCAGGUCCAGUUGCUAUAUGAACUUCUUCAUAGUAUAAAUACAACAUGGAAUAAGAUUCAGAAGAGGGGAAUUCUUCGUCAGUCAUCUAAUUACCAUGAAGUAACUGUAGGUGCGACUCCAAGUUCACCAGUCAGAAGUAGCUUUGGGACUGCACUUCCAGACACAAGCACUUGCAGCCCAUCCGCAGAUUUAGGUAGUCCAACUGAGGGCUAUUCCAUGCAAACUGGGGAUGAUUCUCCUUUCUCUGAUACAGCAACCUUGGAGCAAAAAACAAGUAACAUUGGAGGAUCAAGUGGGCGUGUUAGUUUGUGGAUGCAGUGGAUGCUGCCAAAGGUCACAAUGAAGCUUUUUGGGCCUGUUCCAGGAUUAAAGGGAACUGAAGUCUGCAUAAUAAGCGAACUCGAAGAUCUCAGUGCAUCUGUGGAUAUGCAAGAUGUCUACACAAAGGUCAAAUGUAAAGCUGGUAGCUUCAACAUUGAUCACUACAGAAGCAGCCUUGAAGAAGGCCAUCGGUCUCGGGGGCGUUUUGGAGGUGUCCUGCUUUCUUGUACUGACAAGCUGAACAGACGCACCUUGUUGGUCCGACCCACGAGCAAGCAAGACCCUUUCAGUCAUUUCUCUGGCUUUUUCCCUCCUCAGACUGCUGCCAAAGUUUUAGAAGUGUCUCACCAACAACAUGGAUUCCUUUCAGUCACAUACACCAAAGCGGUGACAAAAAAUGUGAGACACAAGCUGACAUCUAAGCAUGAGAAGAGCUCUCGAAGUCUGCAAAGACUCUCUGAAGGUCUGCUAGACUCGUCCCCUCAGUUCCUGCAUGAGAUUCUACUGACUACUCAGCCCUUUGAUGUGGUCCUCUCCUGCCCACUUCUGGCCACUGUUGUCAACAUUCUUCAGGUCGAGUUACCAAAGAGGGGUAAAGACAAAGGCAAGUCUGCCGGACAACCUAUGAGGACUCACACCUUGACAUCACACAGCCUUCCCCUCAUUUACAUCAAUACCAGUGUGAUCCGCAUCUUUCUGCCCAAUGUGGAAGAGGUGCAACAUGAAACAGCUGGAGGAUCCCUGAAAAAAGAAGACACCCUUGUCCUGAAGCUGGGCUCUUUAAGCAUGGCUCCUCAAGCUGACAACCCCCUAACCAGGACAGCACUGAGAAAAGACAUCUAUCAAAGAGCUUUAAAUCUUGGAAUAUUAAGAGACCCGGGUUCAGAAGUGGAAGAUCGGCAGUAUCAAAUCGACCUGCAGUCCAUUAAUAUUGGAACAGCACAUUGGGAUCAGCUGAAACCAGAAAAAGAGAGUGUGAAAGGAGGCACACUUGUGGAAAGUGAGAGAAAUUCCCAAAAUCCAGCCCUUGAAUGGAACAUGGCAAGCAGCAUCAGGCGUCAUCAAGAACGAAGAGCCAUUCUAACUCCCAUCCUGACAGAUUUCUCUGUACGUGUAACUGCAGCUCCAGCUAUUAUCUUCACAAAGCAGGUGUCUUCAGAUAAUUCCCAGACUGAGGAGAUUGUAGUGUGUGGCCAUUCUCUGGAAAUGAAUGUGACCACAAGCCUUGACUUCUUCCUCAGCGUCGAUCAAGUACAGCUUCUGCAGCAACUCGUCAGGGCCAACAUGGUGGGCCUUGAACCUUCCAGGAAGACUGCUGAGGUUUCUAUGCAAGAGCAAAAGAAAAGUGCUGCAAGCAAGAGUGGUUCAGCAGAGGCUUCUUCACGGCACAGCGGGGCUCAAGACAGUGGAUUUGGGAGCGACAGCGCAUGGAUCCGUAUUGUUCAGAUUGAGCAGAUGAGUGGCGCCAGUCACCACCGAAUUGCACGCCCCUUGCACAAGUCUUCCAUAGUGAAAAACCUUAACUUCAUUCCCUUUGAUAUCUUUGUGACGGCAAGCCGCAUUUCACUCAUGACAUAUUCAAGCAAGUUAGUGUCCAAACUUGGCAGUGGCACUCAGGAACAGACUGAGUGUGAGAGAGUGGGGAAAAGUGCAUUGAACGAACCUGAAUCUGACAGGGACACAGCAUCUAGCCAGAUGGACAGCAUUGCUCUGCUGACUGCUGAAGAGCUCUUAGGUGGCAAUGUGGUGACACCUCUAGAGCUUGUGCCUACCCCCAGCAGGUCAUCUGCCCGUCAAGCCCUAGGUGUCACAAUAGUAAGGCAGCCAGGCCGCCGAGGCCCCAGUGACAUCCAGCUAGAGCCUCUUCUGCAUCUGACAGUAUCCCAGCCAUCUUUCCUACUUAGCUGUCACCACCGAAAGCAGAAGCUGGAACUGUCCGUUUUUGACAUGGUAUUAAAAGGAGUUGCUCCAGAUUACAAGUGCACAGAUAUGGGGAAGACCCUCCCAGAAGCUUUGGAUUAUAGUGUCUUCUGGUUGCAAACAGCAGCAGGAGAAGCAGAUACCAAAACAGGCAUCCCACCUCCUCUUCUGUUACUGCAAAUCAGAGAUUUCCUGAAUGGACCAGCUGAGUUAAAUGUGGAAAUUUUAAGGCCACUGAAGGCAAACCCAACUCUCGUCAAACUAGAUCAGAUGAAUGAUUUUCUUACGAAGAUUAUUCCAGACUGCAGCUGUGAUGUCAACAAACAGGAUCUCACCAAAGAAGUCCAGGCACCCAAAGUUCAAAGUUCUGUCCAGGAUCAGGCAUCUGUAGUGAAAGACACAGUAGCUCAAGAGAAAGCAUGGAAGACUGUUGCUUUUUUCCAGAAGAUCUUUGUCCGUACGACUCAGAUAGUAAUUGUCCUGGAAAUGGAACCACAUCCCUGCAGACCUUCUUUGGUGCUUUCUGUUUCAGGUUGGACAGCCAGUGUUAACAUGAAGACUGGGCCCAAGGGGACAGACAAUCUUCUGGCAGCCUCCUUUCUCCUUGAACUGAACAAUCUGCUUGUGAAGAUUGGAUUUAACGAUCGAACCCGGGUUCUGCUUGGUCCAACUUGCUGCACUCUGGACACAGAAGCAAACUGGUGCCGUCACAGUGGCAACCCUGAUCUGCAGCAAUGCCUACCAAAACUGCUGAUUGACCUGAAGGGGGGCCUAAUGCAGAUUUUCUGGGGACAGGAGCACCUAAAUUGCAUAACUCUUCUCCUUGACCUCCUGGAAGAAUAUUAUAAGAAGAACGGCUUAUCCUUGAAAACGCCUGCAUGUCAGCCAACCCAGCACCUUGUUGUACCCACCUCAAACCAAUCCCAGAAAACAGAGCACACAUCAGAUGAUCUGAGGACUGGCUUGUUUCAGUACAUUCAAGACACAGGCUCCCAGAAGCUUCCCGGGAUUCAUGAGGUGGUGUUUUAUAACGAAACAGACGACAGUCCUGGAAUGAUGCUGUGGAGGUAUCCAGAGCCCCGUGUCCUGACAUUCGUCCGUAUAACUCCUGUGCCAUUUAACACUACAGAAGAUCCAGAUAUCAGUACUGCAGACCUUGGAGAUGUUCUACAGGUUCCUUGCACAUUAGAGUACUGGGAUGAACUGCAGCGCUCCUUUGUCUCCUACCGAGAAUUCAGCUUAUCUGAAAGUAAAGCCUGUGAGCUGCAGCUCCCCUGUAUGACUCAGAGCAGUGAGCAGAAGGAGCUGGUUGCUUCGGACCUUUGGAGGAUUGUCCUCAACAAUAACCCUGAUGCCACCGAUGAGCAGAGCUCUGACAGUGAAUGCGGCUCUCAAAUCCCAUGUGACCAGCUGGUGUCUCCGACUGCCUUGGCUGCCUGUACCCGGGUAGACUCUUGUUUUGCUCCUUGGUUUGUUCCAUCCAUUGGUGUUUCCUUACAACUAGCCUGCUUAGAGUUCCAUUUCUGCCAUCACCUUGAUCAACUGGGAAAAGUUCCACCUAGAUGUCUCAAGCCCUUCAUCUCUGACAAAAAGCUUCCAGCUGAGCAGGAAUAUCUGGUCGUGUCCCUGAAAGAGCCACGGGUGUAUAUCCGCCAGUGGAGCACCAUCUCCAUCUGUCGAGAGCUUCAGUUCUCCACUGAGCUAGAAUGCAAGCUUCUUGAAUUCCGGAACUUGACCUUGCGCAGUUUGGUGAAGCCUUUCAUAGUCCAGGGUCAGGUUGCCACUUCAGGUUUUCCCAAGGAACAGCUCUUUGACGGCAGUGUGUUUGUGGAGCCACUUUUGGUGGAUGUAGGCCAGUACAGCAUUCAUACACUGGAUACUGCUCUUUGGGCAUGGCAGCAGAACCAGCAUCCAGAAGCAGAGGAGUUGGUCUUCAGCCACUUUGUGAUCUGUAAUGACACACACGAGACACUGCGGUUUGGCCAGGUGGACACCGAUGAAAAUGUGCUGUUGGCAAGUCUUCACUGUCAUCAGUACAGCUGGCGCUCACACAAGUCCCCACAGCUGCUCCACAUCUGUAUAGAAGGCUGGGGGAACUGGCGAUGGUCCGAGCCUUUCAGCGUGGACAACGUGGGCACCUUCAUCCGAACAAUCCAGUACAAGGGGCGGACGGCAUCACUCAUCAUCAAGGUCCAACAGCUCAAUGGUGUCCAGAAGCAAAUCAUCAUCUGUGGCCGACAAAUCAUGUGCAGCUACCUGAGCCAGGACAUUGAACUAAGGGUAGUGCAGCACUACAUCGCCGCUGAUGGGCAAACUGUGGUAAAGGAGCACAUCGAUUGUCUUAGUGCUGGGCAGAAGCUGGCUUCCUAUGUCCUCGAGAACUUGGAGCUGACUGAGCUGUGCGUUCGGGCUAAAGGAGAUGAAGAGUGGUCAAGAGAUGUGCACCUGGAGUCCACGCUGACAGACAGCAGCUGCAUCAUCCAGGUCCCAUGUUCCAGUGGCUCACUGCUGUAUGUCUGGUGCACCAUCCUGAUCCUUGAACCAGAGUCUCAGAUUCAGCAACGAAUGGUGGUCUUCUGUCCCCUCUUUAUUAUGAGAAGUCACCUCCCAGAUCCAGUUAUCAUUCACAUUGAAAAGAGAAGUCUGGGACUGAAGGAUUCUCAGAUCAUACCGGGCCAAGGCCAAGAGGAGCCGCUGCUCAACGUGGAGUCGGACCUGAUGCACCACUUGACUUUCCAAGCCAGGGAGGAAGAUGAAGCCUCUCGGUGUGCUGUUCCUGUCUCUACUGCUCUGAUCAAGCAAAUUGUGUCAAAGACUCAAGCAGCCGGGAGUUGCGCUCAGAUCCUUUCAGACUUUUUUGCAGCAGGACAUUCCUCCCUCUUUCCGUGGCCUUAUGUCAAGAAAGACAUUGACAGAAGUGCCAGUGAGCAGCUGGCACAAUGGGAUAGCCCCAUGCAGGUGAAGCUCUCCGCCUGGAAGCCCUGCCUGAACACCAUCCUCAUCGAGCUGCUGCCGUGGGCCCUGCUUGUCAACCAGUCCAAGUGGGACCUCUGGCUCUUCGAAGGCGAGAAAAUCGUCCUACUGAUCCCUGCAGGAAAAGUCAUUGUCCCGCCCAACUUCAAGGAACCUUUUCAAAUUGGAAUCUACUGGGCUGACAGCAACACGGUGCACAAGUCAAGCGCCCUGAAGCUGGAGCAUGACCUUAUGUCUCCUAAGUGGAAGGAUGGCACCAGCACAGAGGUGGUCUCACUUGAUGAGGAGGGAUUUGUGCAUGUUGAUAUCAAGCUGGGCGCCUUCCCAGGCCAUCAGAAACUUUGCCAGUUCUGCAUUUCUUCGGUGGUGAGGCAUGGAAUUCAAAUACUGCAGAUUGAAGACAGGACGAUUGUACUGAACAACACUCCGUACCAGAUCUUUUACCAAGCUGUGAUGUCUACUGAUGUGGACAUUUCGUCACUAACGGCAGAUGAGCGUGUGUCCACACCAGACAUCUCUGUGUUCCCCCUCAGCCCAGAUGGCAGCCAAGUCCCUUCACAGCCCAGUUCAGUUCCAUGCUGGGAUUUGCUCAGUGAUACCAGCCAGUGUGAUGUUGAAGCUCCACUCCUCCGCAAACACAUGCUUCUGAGCUUCUCAGCUGCCUCUAGAGCCGCCGGCACAGGAGGCCUUAGUGACUGCUGGAGUCUGCCAGCUCCGAUUAGACAAGAUUUUCCAAGGCAGAGCGUGGCCGUGCCCAUCCAACCCUGCAUGGAGAGUGAAUUCUGCACCAGAGCUAUCAUCCUGACCAAACAAGAACAUCUGGGAGUCGACUACAUCCUGCUAAAAGAAGACCCCAGCCCCCGGAUGAUAAUCACCAAUAGGUGCUCGGUGCCAUUCCUGCUGAAGGAGAACCUUAGAGACUCGCCCAAGUUCAACAUUCAUUGCCGAACACUUCUGUCCAACUCCUCCGUACACUACGAGCUCUACCAUCAUGCCUCCAGCUUCCCAGACUGCAAGAGCAAGGAUACUUUGCCUAGCAUCUUGUUGAAAACUCCUUGCGCAGACAAAGAAGACUGGAGUAACGCCAUCGACAUCAACUGCCCCGGAACUCAGGUGGUCUUUCUAACGGGAUACGGCUGCCUGUAUGUGGAUGUGCUUCACCACUGCAGCACAGUGACGCUCAUCCUGUCACCCAAGGGACGGGCAGAGGCAGCCAUCACUACCUUUCCCAGAGCUAUGAAGCCAGUGGUUGCAUUCAGGGUGCUUUUCAGCGAGGUGGGUCUGGUGGUGCGCGAUGACAUCACGAACCAUAAGGUGUCAACUGAGCUGCUACGGCUGACCCUCGCCAAGAUCCUGCUCAACAUGACCCCAGCACCAGAAAGCUCCAAGUUCUCCCCACCAGAAUUUAGCGUGGUGGCCUCAGAGGUGCUCUCUGAACUGUACACAUUGGAGGUGUGCAUUGGAAGCCUACAGUUGGACAAUCAGCUCUACAACCGAGCCAGCUUUCAUUUUCCUGUGUUACUCUGCCAGGAGCAGAAAGCCGACAUCACACAAUGGACUCGUGACUCCAAUCCAGCUCUCUCUCUGAGGGGUCUCCAGGAGUACAGGGAAAGUUGCUUUAUGCAGGUGUGCCUCAUGCUCUCUCACACUUGCAGCUUUGCUUACGGUGUCGACGAAGUGACAUUUGAGCUGAAGCCCGCCAGGCUUUAUGUGGAAGACACCUUUGUUUACUAUAUCAAGACGCUUUUCCACACAUACAUCCCUGACAGACUGCUUCACGGUAACCCAGGGAAGGUUUCUGGCUCUUCAGCAUGGCUGCAAUGUCCUGAGCAAGUAGAGCAGUCCCUCAGAGCACUGGUCCACCCUGUGAAGCUACAGAAGUUAACUCUUCAACCAGUCAACCUUCUGGUUAGCAUUCAUGCCUCGCUGAAGCUCUACAUUGCCUCUGAUCACACGCCCCUGUCUUUCUCUGUGUUUGAAAGAGGGCCCAUCUUCACCACUGCCCGGCAGCUCAUCCAUGCCCUUGUGAUGCACUAUGCAGCAGGAGCGUUGUUCCGUGCCGGCUGGGUUGUUGGCUCUCUAGAAAUCUUGGGGAGCCCGGCGAGUCUAGUCAGGAGUAUAGGCAACGGUAUUGCGGACUUCUUCAGGCUUCCUUAUGAAGGGCUGACUCGAGGCCCGGGGGCUUUUGUGAGUGGAGUGUCCCGGGGCACCACAUCCUUCGUGAAGCACAUAUCCAAAGGCACCUUGACAUCAAUUACCAACUUGGCCACCAGUCUGGCACGAAACAUGGACCGUCUGUCUCUGGAUGAGGAACAUUACAACCGGCAGGAGGAGUGGCGACGGCAUCUCCCGGAGAGCCUGGGAGACGGCUUGCGGCAGGGCCUGUCUCGUCUAGGGAUCAGUUUGUUAGGAGCGAUUGCCGGAAUCGUAGAUCAGCCCAUGCAGAACUUCCAGAGGACCUCUGAGACACAAGGAUCAGCAGGUAGCAAAGCCAAAGGCGUCAUCUCAGGAGUCGGGAAAGGAAUUGUUGGUGUUUUCACCAAACCGAUUGGAGGGGCAGCGGAGUUAGUCUCCCAGACAGGAUAUGGUAUUUUACAUGGGGCAGGACUCUGUCAGCUUCCCAAGCAGCUCUACCUACCGAUUGAAGGGCAGGCCACACAAGCCUCAAACAGCCAUUUGAAAUACGUCUGGAAAAUGCUGCAGUCCUUGGGGAGGCCAGAGGUGUCCAUGGCCCUCGACGUGAUGAUCGUCAGCGGCUCGGGUCAGGAACACGAGGGAUGUCUGCUGCUAACUUCAGAGGUGCUUUUUGUGGUCAGCCUCAGCGAGGACACACAACAGCAGGCCUUCCCAGUCACGGAGGUUGAUUGUUUCCAGGACCCAGACCAGGACACUCAGCUUAGGGUGGUGCUAAAGCAGCAGCGAGUGGCGUGUGACGUGGAGGUUGAGGGUGCAAGAGAGAAACUUUCUGAACAGCAGUAUAACCGACUUGUGGACUACGUGACCAGGACAAGCCAGCACAUGGUGCACGGCAGCAGCUGUAGCCUCCCUUCAGAGCAGUCUCCGCUGGCGCCUGUUGAACCCCCGCCUAACACCAUCAAGACAUACAAAUAUCUAGUGGAGCCGCACUGUGCAACAGUCUUUGUCAACAAGUUUGCAAUGGUCAAGAACAAGGCCCUGAGGAAAGGGUUCAACUAAAUGAACUUGUUCUUUCAAUUCAAACAAACUACAAAAAAACACGAGAAUGAGCUCUGCAGGCCUAGGAAAAAGUGAAACCACCAAGGGUUUUAGAAUGGGGCUUGUGGUGGGAGUAGUGAACAGUGGCCACCCAAGAGCUCAGGAUCUUUUAACAGUUUCUUCUGCAGUAUGACUGUGCUGAAGUCGCCAGCCGUCACAUAUGUAUCAGGUGGGAGGCGGUGCGCUGAUUCACAGACGUCAUUCAUACAGUUUUUAGUUGCUGCUGUCAGGUUUUUAACUCACUGAACUUGUAAAGAAGAUUCCAAAGGAACAAAACUAGUGUGUAAUAACAGAAUAUGUGGCCGUUUGUGGGGCUGCAUUAUUUUUUAAAUAAUCUAUUGAGGUUUACUGCUUUUUGAAUUGAAGAAAAUGAAGAAUGAAAUGAGUGCCUUUCCUGUAACCUUCACUUUGUACAAAUGUGGGACUGCCCUUCCAGAUCAUGUAUAACUCAAGUUUGUUUUAUAAUUCUAAAAAGAGUCAGAGAUAUUUAAAAGAAAUCACUAAUAAAUGGUAAGAAUGA
Messenger RNA from Erpetoichthys calabaricus (reedfish), 12901 nucleotides. RefSeq names its product intermembrane lipid transfer protein VPS13B-like. The transcript has 62 exons. The record is from RefSeq and is a predicted model, not a curated record. NCBI's taxonomy places the organism in Eukaryota, Metazoa, Chordata, Cladistia, Polypteriformes, Polypteridae. The coding region runs from base 253 to 12342 and encodes 4029 amino acids.